CCUCUGUGAAUUCAAUGAUAGUGAUUUUGGAGACCAUGUGUGCAGAGGACAGAGCAGUAUCACUGCAGGAAGCUUCUCGUUCCUUUGGUUCCUUCCUGAAUAACUCCACCCUCAGUGCUGGUGGGAAGGAGAGCGAGGAGGAGGUGGCCUCUGCCGUGACGUUCCUCCUGCAGAGUGUGGAAUUGGCUGCACUGACAGCUGCUUUGAAGUCUCCGGAGAUGAAGAAACAGAAUGCGACAACAGAGUCUAUGGCUAUCGAGACUCUCGUUGUGCCGGCUGCAGGUCCCUGUGGUAAGGUCAGUCUGAGAGCUCAGGAGGAGACAAUGGACAUUCACUGCGAUACGGUCACCAGAGCAGCGACAGAAGAUUUUUUGGCUGUUGCUUUUAUUUCUUACUCCACCCUGGACUCCAUCAUUAACAAGAGAUUUCUCGACGAGGGAAAUCUAACGGCUGAUGAGAAAUUGAGGAAUUUUCACCUGAAUUCCAGGGUGGUGAGUGGGGCUGUCAGCAAUAGGAGGCUCAUAAACAUCUCCAAAGCUGUGAACUUCACCCUGCGCCAUAGACAGGCAAAGAAAGAGGAGGAAGAGACUCGCUGCGUUCACUGGAAAUUCAUCGAUGGGAAAGGCACCUGGGCUGAGGAUGGCUGCACUGUUCUCGAGACGAACAGCGCUUACACCAUCUGCAGCUGUGACCAUCUCUCGAGCUUCGCACUCCUUAUGGAUCACACCGGAGCAGCGGACAGUUACACACUGACCAUCAUCAGCCACGUGGGACUGACCCUCUCCCUGCUGUGCCUCUUCCUCGCCAUCCUCACCUUCCUCCUGUGCCGCUCCAUCCGCAAUGUCAGCACCUCCCUCCACCUGCAGCUCUGCCUCUGCCUCUUCCUGGCCGACCUGCUCUUCCUCACCGCGGUGACCCGCACUGGCAGUCAGGUGGUCUGUGCUGUCAUUGCUGGCUUCCUACACUACCUCUUCCUGGCCUGCUUCAGCUGGAUGUUCCUGGAGGGGCUGCACCUCUUCCUCACCGUCAGGAACCUGAAGGUCGUGAAUUACACCAGCGCCAGCCGGUUCAAGAAGAGAUUCAUGUACACGUUCGGUUACGGAUUCCCAGCCCUGGUGGUGGCUAUUUCUGCAGCAGUGAAUCCUGGUGGCUAUGGAACACCCACACACUGCUGGCUCUGCCUGGAGAGAGGCUUUCGUUGGAGCUUCCUGGGACCAGUCUGUGCCAUAAUCCUGAUAAAUUUAACAUUUUUUCUUGUAACCCUCUGGAUCCUGAGAGACAAACUCUCCUCCCUUAAUGAAGAUGUGUCCACUCUCAAAGACACCAGGUUACUGACCUUUAAAGCCAUCGCCCAGCUCUUCAUUCUGGGCUGCACAUGGAGCCUUGGUCUCCUCCAAGUCGGCCCAGUAGCCACGGCCAUGGGGUAUUUAUUCACCAUCGUCAACAGCCUGCAGGGAGCCUUCAUCUUCCUGGUGCACUGUCUCCUCAAUCGCCAGGUGAGAGAGGAGUACAGGAGAUGGAUUACAGGCAUAAGAAAACCCAGCCCCACAACUCAAACUUUUAGUCCAUCUGGGUCCACUGUCACUACCAGCACCAAGAUGGCUCCAUGCACCACUCGCUCUGGAAUGGGCUGGGAAGAUGUUGGAUUUGACACAAAUUCAGUGAAUUGCGGAGAGCCCUCCACUUCAUCCCUGUGAAACAGUCACCUCUCCAACCAACGAUGUUUAUCAUGCAGCCGGCUUUGCUGUGCCAGUGGGGCAGGUGCUUCAGCUGCCAUUCUUCAACGACUACAUACAAAACCUGGAAGGGGAAGUGGGAUUUGACCAAAUCCUCUCUCUGAUCCAAAUCCACAACUCCUACUGAAUUCAAAGGCCACCCUACGGUUGUAUCUGGGUGUCUCUCCCAGAUUUAAAGAGCCAGAUCCCAGAUCAGAGAGCAGUUAUUUCUUAGGGAAAGCACACCGUGCGAGGGGCAAGGAGUGGGGAUGGGGCAAUUUGCAAAGCCGUCGCGUGCUAUGUGUGUGAGCUAGCUCUGCUGUUUCACUGUAAUGUGUAAAGAAUAAAAAACCUGCUUAUGGACCUUGGUUGCUUCUUUGGUUUGAGGGUUUGCUAUCACGUUCUGUGUAUCCUGGAAACCUAGGGCCCAAUUCUAAAGCCUCUUUAUGCCAAUCUGGCAGUGUAAAGGGACUUUAAAGUGGGCAGAAAUGGCCCUGUGAUUAGCCCUCCAGUGCAGGAGUCCUUCCUGGCUUCUGUAGAGCUGGCAUAAAAUCUCUACAUUAGCCCUGCUCCCAGCCCCGGCAUGUGGGUUGUGAGUGGUGGGGUGGAGGUGCUGCUGAGGGCAUGGCUGAAGACAUGGCUUCAUGGCUAUUGUUAUUGAGUAUUAAUCAUUUUUAUGUGUUUUUUUGUGAUUUCAUAGGUAUAUAUAU
Molecule: messenger RNA, 2425 nt
Organism: Mauremys mutica (yellowpond turtle)
Lineage: Eukaryota; Metazoa; Chordata; Testudines; Geoemydidae
Product: adhesion G protein-coupled receptor E3-like
Exons: 13
Coding region: 15-1697 (560 amino acids)
Biological process (GO): cell surface receptor signaling pathway; adenylate cyclase-activating G protein-coupled receptor signaling pathway
Cellular component (GO): membrane
Molecular function (GO): G protein-coupled receptor activity
Source: RefSeq, a predicted model, not a curated record